Gaeumannomyces tritici R3-111a-1 is the source of this 1208-nucleotide messenger RNA. RefSeq lists its product as hypothetical. Lineage: Eukaryota; Fungi; Ascomycota; Sordariomycetes; Magnaporthales; Magnaporthaceae. The transcript has a single exon. The record is from RefSeq and is a predicted model, not a curated record. Bases 455 to 1186 code for a protein of 243 amino acids.
CCAGUUCGACCCUGGUAGUGAGCAUUAUGAGGUCUCCAGCAGUCCGGUUCAAGCUCCGGAUCCUCGCUUUUUAGCCGUGUUUCCUGCUUGCUUGCAUUUUCUUUUUCCAAUAACGCCAGGCCACCGCUGUACCGGUACCGGUGGCUGGACUCCUGGAGCAUCUGGGCUGCGGGACAGCCUCGUUGGAAUGCAGCCAUGUCAUUGACGAAGUGGGUGUAAAGGCACUUCUUUGUAGCCAAACAAAGCAAUUCAUUCUUCUCGCCGUGGCUUCCCUAAGCCUUGCCUGAACAAUGGAUUCCCGCCCUCGGCCUCCCAUUCAACUUUCUCUACUCGGCCAGUAUAUAAGCCAGCCCACCCAUUGUUGGGAGCAGACGGCGAUGGGCUCCCUGUUUGACACAGUCUCGAAUCAUCGUCCCCGCCGGCCAGAAACGGCAGCCAGCCCCCCUUCGUGUUUAUGAAACGAAAACUAUCGCUGGCAGUCUUUCGUGCCAAACUGCAGGUCGACUGCGCAAUGAGCGCAGUGGCGGAUCCGUCACCCGUCACAGCGGCCGAGGAGCAGGCCUCCCAGCCGCACAUGCAGACGGCGGCCACCAAGGCGGCGGUCACGAUCAAGUUCACCAAGCUCGACCCGGCCCACUUCUCCAAACGGCCCGCGCGCGACCGCAGCGCGCUGUCGGACCUGCACGCGGUGGAGAGCGGCGGGCUGGGGAGGCGGGUGCGCGAUGCCCUAGGCUGGCUGCAAGAGGAAAGGCUGCAGGAGGAAAUCGACUACGGCAGGUCCGUGCUCGGCGCAAAGGUAAGGAUGCUCUGGCGGCGGUACAUUAACGGCAGUGAUGAGAGCAGCCCGACAGCACCCCCCAUGGCGGCGGUCCAAAAGAUAACAGCGACCAGGGGCGGCCGCGGCGGCAGCGAUGACAAGAUGGUGGACACCCCGCAGCGCGAGGGUGUGCCGACCCACCGCCGCACCAGCAGCACGGGGUCUGGAGGGCACAUCACGAGCCUGCUGGACCAGUGCCCGGUCGAGUCGUUCACGCGCCUGUAUAGGGACGAGGCGGUGGCGGAGCAGAACGGCAGGCACCGCGAACCGGGCCUGGAGUGCUGCAACUGCCAUGUGCAGCUGUCCGACAUGGAUUGGACGUGCUGGCACUGCAAGGUCCACGUCCGGUGCCGUGAUUGCAAGCGAUAGAUAGCCUAUAUUUUGUGUUUUG